AUGCUCGCUAACUAUAAAUGCUCGCCGUACGCUUCACAUGGCAUCAUUCGCUCGAUUACCUUCCAACAGUCCCAGGACCCAAAAAACCAUUCAAAAAUGAAAUCGUUCAUUGUUCUCGCUGUGCUCGUGGCCGCGGCCGUAGCAGCCCCAGCAGCUGGUGGACCCGACUCCACUGCCCAGAUCCUGCGAUAUGACAGCAACAAUAUCGGUGUUGAUGGAUACUCAUAUGGAUUUGAGACCUCCAACGGCAUCUCCCAACAAGAAGAAGGUCAGCUCGUGAACGCUGGCUCCGAAAACGCAGCCAUCGCCGUCCGUGGUCAGUUCUCCUACACCGGACCUGAUGGCCAGCAAUACACCGUGACCUACGUCGCCGACGAGAACGGCUUCCAGCCCCAAGGCGCCCACUUACCCCAAGCCGCUUAAAUCAAAUUAGAAGAAGCAAAUAUCUAGUCCAAAAAUACUCAUAUCCAUAACCUCGCCCCUUUCCCUCUCCCUGUUGUUUCCUCCAAGCGAUCUGUGAUACGAUCCCAGUUUGAUUGUUAAUAAACAUUUAUGUUUAAGUAA
Molecule: messenger RNA, 564 nt
Organism: Achroia grisella
Lineage: Eukaryota; Metazoa; Arthropoda; Insecta; Lepidoptera; Pyralidae
Gene: CPR4
Product: flexible cuticle protein 12-like
Exons: 3
Coding region: 1-423 (140 amino acids)
Cellular component (GO): chitin-based extracellular matrix
Molecular function (GO): structural constituent of chitin-based larval cuticle
Source: RefSeq, a predicted model, not a curated record